This is a messenger RNA of Macrosiphum euphorbiae (potato aphid), 1761 nucleotides long. Lineage: Eukaryota; Metazoa; Arthropoda; Insecta; Hemiptera; Aphididae. The record is from the annotation of a GenBank genome assembly.
AUGCCUUGUCGCUACCAACCGGGAAGUCUGCUGAGCCUAUCAGAGGACAGAGUCGUGUCCGAUCUGGUGCAGACAUGCUACCAGAUGCACGAGCUGGCCCGUCGCAACGGGUACGCGUCGCCGUCGCAGACGUUCGCGUUCGCCCGACACCGGAUCCGGCCGUUUUGGGCCGAGGCUGUGCCCGCGCUUGUCCGCCGCCAGUUGUUGACCAAGUGCAUGGCCGUGCUGGCGGAUGCAAUCCGCGAGGGCCACUCCGUCAGCGCGGCGGCCGACAACGUACCGUUGUACCUGCUUGGCGUGAUGCUGGACGGCGACGUCAGGGAACUGAGGGUUCAACUAUGCUGUUACUACGGGUGUAGCCACCAGACCGCUUUGCUCAAGCUGCUGGCGCAAGAAGCCCGGGGCCUAGAGUCUCUAGAGCUGGUCAGGCCGACGCUACUACGUUUAGAUACACAAUUAUUUCAGUCGGUAUUGUUAUCAAUGAGUAAUUUGAAACGUUUAGUUUUAAAAAAUAUAGCUUGCGAUAAAAUUCUCAAAACUAUUGGACAAUCGUGUUCUCAACUGGAAGUACUAGAUAUAUCUCAUUCAAGUCAAGUAACAGAUAACGGUAUAAAACACCUUUUACUACAAAUUGAAAUUAAGGACAAAACAAACAAUUUCAAUAAACGUAACAUUCAUUCAACAACAAAAAUAUCCUGGUGGGACGUUAUAAAAACACUAUCAAAAAAAAUUAAAAUUAAAACUGGUCGACGAAAUAAAAUAAACGAUUUUUCAUUUCUCCUGGAAUAUUGUCAAAAAUCAACAAAGCUGUGUUCUACAUUAAACACAUUAAAUAUUGCCAAUACUAGUGUCACUAGUAAUGGAAUCCUAAUAGCUUUACAGAAUAUACCAAAUUUAGAAACUCUAGGUGAAUACUGUCAUAUUGGAAAAGCUUUAGAAUUAUUGGAUAAAUCCACAAUACCGUCAACUAAACUUCAACUGACAAUGGCUAAUGCAUGUCGUACAACUUCCUCAAGACUACAAGUACUUUGCAACACAUGUACAAAAUUAAACAGACUGACUAUCACUGAGCCAUUGCAUUCGCCACUCAUGCUAAAUCAACUUCCAAAAACACUAACAAUUAUAAAUUUACAAAACGUUCCUACCGAGCAAGCAUGGUUAGAUGGCUUGUACACAUUUCUUUUAGGGCCACAAUCGCAAGUUCUGCGAGAGUUGUUUUUAAAAUUUCGAAGAGAUGAAGUUUCACUAACAAUUGACUUGAGUAUUUUCUUACCUCAAUUGGCCAAUCUCAAAACAUUAUCAAUUGAUGGAGUGGAAUCAUCAUUAUAUUCAACUUCAUCAAAUAUUACAUUAAGAAAACUUGAAAAAAUCCAACUUAGUAAAGUCGACCAUCCAAAUACUUUGCAACGAUUAAUAGAAUGUACACCAGAACUGAAAGUAUUACAUGUCUAUACUUGUUUGGGAUUAAACAGCUUAAAUUUCAUAGAAUUACUUAGUUCUAAAGAUACAAUUCCGGCAAAACAAGUUUCAAAAAGUUUAAACUGCCUGUAUAUUAAUGAUUUGCCACAUGGAAAUAUUAACACGGUUAAAAAUAUCAUAGAUUUGUGUCCAGAAAUAAAUAAAAUUGGUAAUAUUAGUAAUUGGGACAUUAGUCAAGAAGAGAUAAAAGAAUUGAAUAUGUGGAAACAUCAAAAUAAUUUUAAAUUAGAACUACAUGCAAAUUCUCAUUGGUUCUGUUCAGAAUGUUUUCCUAUUUUAUGA